AUGCCAGCUAAAUACUCUCAUGUCAAGAAGCGAUCCGCCUCUGGGCUAUUGAAGAAAGAGAAGAAUAGUCCAAAUGGCCACCAUAUCAUCAAGGAGACAUACCACCCUCGCCCGCUCAAUCCACACAUCGAUCGUAGCCUCAACCAGGCAAUGUCUGCCGUCUCCCAACUCGAGCACGCGAUUGCCCGCCUGUUUCUCCUACGGUACGAACAAGAUAUUGCCCGCCUCUAUUCCACGCGCCUGUAUAGCGUCGCCCUCGUUCAUCUACCGACGUUGGUCAUGCGAUGCGUAACCCUCGGAGGGCCCGGGUGGCUAGCAUUCAAUCACGAUUCCGAGGAGAUCAAGGAUUUUUUCCGUGCUGCCAUUAGCAUGGAUAUGCGACAGGCAGGAGAGAGGGUCGCCACGAAGAGUGUCUUGUGGUCUUAUACGGCUCUUCGCCAUUUUGCAAUGUCCAACAACGUGUCCAUUUGCAACAAGCUCGGACUACAUUCUCUCCGCCUUCUACCUUACUAUCCGGCACUCAAAGCUCAUCUCGACACGCUCGAAGCUAUGGGACCGCCUAUUUUUACCAAGCCACCGUAUUUGGGUUCUUUGCAAGAAGGACAGGAAGCCCUAGAAGACGCCUGCGAGCUGAAGUUCGGCUGGAUGCACGAACUUGCACCAGGUCAUCCGGAGUGGGAAGGCGAUUGGAAGGCAAAAAUUCGCCACGGCUACGAGAGACUCUCGCAAACGCUCUGGCGAGUCGCACGCGAAUUCGACGUGCGAGGAUAUGGGUUAGUUCUGCGAGAGAAGUUAACCACGAAAUGGUGCGAUUGCGGAUGCUCGACGGACCACCUUGGAGAAGUUUGCGAGCGGACUGUGAGAGAGGACGAAGAAGAGAACGGUGUCCGGCCUGGGAAGCAGAGGGAGUGGGACGGGCGAGGAAGUGGUAUUCUCGGUUGGGAGACGGAGGAAGAGGAAGACAUAUGGGAGGUCGACCUGGAUUUCGGUGGUCUGGACCCGGAGGAGUGUGGAGGGCCAGAUUCGGAGAUGACCAUCGGGGAGAUGAUGGAGUGGCGGUAUUUGAAGGCCGAGCGAGAGAAAGAACGGGGUAAUGCUGCGUUCCGCAUAGGCGACUACCUGGUUGCGAUUCAGCUGUAUGAAAGUGCCCACGAGAUUGAAUCGGAAGUGCCGCAUUACCAGCUUAACCUUGCCGCUGCCCACCUUAAACUGAACAAUUGGAUUGAAGCCGAAAAGGCAUGCACUAAAGCUCUUCAGCAGCAUCGAAGUAGCAAGGGUCUAUACCGUCGGGCCAGGGCCCGAAAGAUGCUUGGACGGCCAGAUGAAGCCAUCCAAGAUCUCCGCGCCGUACUCCGACUGCAACCUAACAAUCUGGAAGCGUUGGCCGAGCUUGCCUCACUAAUAUCUAUGGCUGACGACAAAAACCUGUCGGGUACCACUACUAACCCGUCCUCCUCCAAGAGCCCUCCUUCAAUGAAAAUCGAGCCUAAUGCAGAAACUCUGCGACGCCUAGGCAUACCCAAACCGAAACCCAUCAAACAGCCCCCAUUUACGAAGCUCCGGUCGGACGAUAGGAAGCUGAAGAUUGUCCUGCUCUCGCCAGCUGAUUCGAGUGGUACGGGGCGGAAGUUCAGUGGUCUGAACACCAGCAGUCUAAACGAGCCGCAACUACCGCCGCCCAAAGCAAGCCGGCAUGGGAAAGAGAAGGCGGGUGCGAUACGCACUCGAAAGACCAAGGAGCUCGAGAAGAUGAGAGCUGAGUGUACGAAUUACCCGAGUUGGGAGAGAUAUGUCGUGAAGAAGGAUUAG
Messenger RNA from Cyclocybe aegerita, 1809 nucleotides. The record is from the annotation of a GenBank genome assembly. NCBI's taxonomy places the organism in Eukaryota, Fungi, Basidiomycota, Agaricomycetes, Agaricales, Hemipholiotaceae.